Molecule: messenger RNA, 823 nt
Organism: Gallus gallus (chicken)
Lineage: Eukaryota; Metazoa; Chordata; Aves; Galliformes; Phasianidae
Gene: JTB
Product: jumping translocation breakpoint
Exons: 5
Coding region: 78-533 (151 amino acids)
Biological process (GO): mitotic cytokinesis
Cellular component (GO): cytoplasm; membrane; centrosome
Source: RefSeq, a predicted model, not a curated record
CCCGGAAGGCCCCCGCGCCGACGGCGAUGGCGGCGUCGCGCUGCGCUCGGAGCCCCGCACGGUGACAGCGGGGCGCGAUGUGGUCCCGGCGCGGGGCCGGGCCGCGCUGCUGCGCGCUGUGCGCUCUGCUCGGGGCGCUGUGCGCGCUGCUGGGCGCCGGGCUGCGGCCCGUGACGGCGGUGGCGGCGAUGGCGGCGAGCGAGGAGCGCCGCUCGGCGAGCCCCGCCACGCCGUGCUGGAGGCGGGAGGAGUUCGUGGUGGCGCGGGAGUGCGGCCGCUGCUCCGGCUUCGAGGUGAAGAGCAUCCCCGAAUGCGGCCCCACGGGCUUCGUGGAGAAGAUCAGCUGCGCCGCCUCCAAGCGGGACGAAUACAAGAGCUGCCGCUCGGCCGUGUUGGAGGCGCGGAUCUUCUGGCGCUUCGUGGGCUCCAUGAUCUGCGUGGCCGCCGCCUGCGCCGUGUUGGUGGUGUGGAGGCAGCGGGCGUUGGACCGCAGGGCGCUGGAAAAGGUGCGGAAACAGAUCGAGUCCAUCUGAAGGUACCCAUGGCACAACCGCGGCGCUGCCACGGAGCCCCGGCGCGUGAUGGGACACGGAGCCGCCACCCGUGGGACUCCCGGCCCAACCGUCACCCCACGGACGCGGCGCCACCCCGUGGAUGCGCUGUCCCACCCGGAGGCGUCGCCCCAUAGGCACGGUGCGGUUCCGUGGGGCGCCGUCCCGCUGUCACCCCACGGACGUGCGGCGCUCCCUGCAGUGCUGCUCCACGUUGGGGCGUCGCGGUCCCCCCGGGCCGUGCAAUAAAAGCCGGGGUUGUCACCUCUGUA